CCCGCCCCUGCCCUCGCCUCGGGUGCAGCCCGUGCCCUCCCCACCUCAGUCCCGCGCCCGGAGCCCCGCGCACAGCUGCGGAGAGUGCCUGGGAGCCGGUGCCCCGACGCUAGGCGCCCGCAGUGUUCGCCGCGUCCUCCGCUCCGGGACGGGCAUGGGGCGGCCCGGCUGAGUACCGCACCCCGCCGCUGAGCCCCCCAGCCCAAGGAAGCGUCCCUCUCGCCGCGGCCGCAGCGUGCAUCGGCGAUGGCGAAGGCGACGGCCAGCACCGUGGGGCUGCGGUUGCUGCUUCUGCUGCUGCCCCUGCUCGGCGAAGCCCCGCUGGGACUCUACUUCUCCAGGGACGCUUACUGGGAGAAGCUAUACGUGGACCAGCCGGCCGGCACGCCCCUGCUCUAUGUCCACGCCCUGCGGGACGUGCCGGAGGAGGUGCCCAGCUUCCGCCUGGGCCAGCACCUCUACGGGGCCUACCGCACGCGGCUGCACGAGAACGACUGGGUCCGCAUCCAGGAGGACACGGGGCUUCUCUACCUUAACCAGAGCCUGGACCACAGCUCCUGGGAGAAGCUCAACAUCCGCAACGGCGGCUUCCCACUGCUUACCGUCUAUCUCCGGGUCUUCCUGUCACCCGCGUCCCUUCGUGAGGGCGAGUGCCAGUGGCCGGGCUGUGCCCGUGUGUACUUCUCCGUCAUCAAUGCCUCCUUCCCGGCUUGUGGUGCCCUCAAACCCCGGGAGCUCUGCUUCCCCGAGUCAGGCCUGUCCUUCCGCAUCCGGGAGAACAGGCCCCCCGGCACCUUCCACCAGUUCCGCCUGCUGCCCGUGCAAUUCCUCUGCCCCAACGUCAGCGUGGCCUACAGGCUCCUGGGAGGUGAGAGUCUGCCUUUCCGCUGCGAUCCGGACAGCCUGGAGGUGAGCACGCGCUGGGCCCUGGACCGCGAGCAGCGGGAGAAGUAUGAGCUGGUGGCCGCGUGCACGGUUCGCGUGGGCGCGCGCGAGGAGGAGGUGAUGGUGCCCUUCCCCGUGACCGUGUACGACGAGGACGACUCUGCGCCCACCUUCCUCGGGGGCGUCGACAGCGCCAGCGCCGUGGUGGAGUUCAAGCGGAAGGAGGGCACAGUGGUAGCCACGUUACGUGUCUUCGAUGCAGACGUGGUGCCAGCCUCCGGGGAGCUCCUGAGACGGUACACGAACACGCUGCUCUCUGGGGACCCCAAGGCCCUCCGGACCUUCCGAGUGGAGCACGCGCCCAAUGAGACCUUGGCCCAGGCCAACGGCAGCUUUGUGAGGGCAACCGUGCAUGACUACAGGCUGGUUCUCAACCGGAGCCUCCCCAUCUCGGAGAGCUGGGCUGUGCAGCUGGCCGUGCUGGUCAACGACUCAGACUUCCAGGGCCCUGGGGAAGGUGUUGUCCUCCUCCACUUCAACGUGUCCGUGCUGCCCGUCAGCCUGCGCCUGCCCAGCGCCUACUCCUUCUCGGUGAGCAGGCGGGCCCACCGCUUUGCCCAGAUCGGGAAAGUCUGCGUGGAAAACUGCCAGGAGUUCAGCGGCAUCCAAGUGCAGUACAGGCUGCAGCCCUCCAGCGCCAACUGCAGCGCCCUGGGGAUGGUCACCUCGGCCGAGGACACCUCGGGGACCCUGUUCGUGAAUGACGUGGAGGCCCUGCAGCGGCCCGAGUGUGCCCAGCUCCAGUACACGGUGGUGGCCGCCGAGAAACCAACCCGCCAGCAAGCCCAGGCCCCGCUGUUCGUUAGCGUGGAAGGGAUAUACGUGCCUGAGGAGCCUGGCUGCCCCCUGUCCUGCGCGGUCAGCAAGAGGCGGCCCGAAUGUGAGGAAUGCGGCGGCCUGGGCUCCCUGACGGGCAGGUGCGAGUGGAGGCAGGGAGACGGCAAAGGGAUCACCAGGAACUUCUCCACCUGCUCCCCCAGCAUCAGGACCUGCCCCGAUGGCCACUGUGACGCCGUGGAGAGCAGAGACCCCAACAUCUGCCCCCAGGACUGCCUCCGGGGCGGCAGCAUCAUUGGUGGGCACGAGCCUGGGGAGCGCCGGGGGAUUAAAGCUGGCUUCGGUAUCUGCAACUGCUUCCCUGAGGAGAAGAAGUGCUUCUGCGAGCCGGAGGACAGCCAGGACUCCCUGUGUGAUGAGCUCUGCCGCACAGUGAUCACGGCGGCCGUGCUCUUCUCCUUCAUCGUGUCUGUGCUGCUGUCCACCUUCUGCAUCCACCGCUACCACAAGAACGCCCACAAGCCGCCCAUUGCCUCGGCCGAGAUGACCUUCCGCCGGCCCGCCCAAGCCUUCCCGGUCAGCUACUCCUCGUCUGGCGCCCGCCGGCCCUCUCUGGACUCCAUGGAGAACCAGGUCUCGGUGGACACCUUCAAGAUCCCGGAGGAUCCCAAGUGGGAAUUCCCACGGAAGAACUUGGUGCUUGGAAAAACUCUGGGAGAAGGCGAAUUUGGAAAAGUGGUUAAGGCCACAGCCUUCCGGCUGAAAGGCAAAGCGGGGUACACGACUGUGGCUGUGAAGAUGCUGAAAGAGAAUGCCUCCCCAAGCGAGCUGCGGGACCUGCUAUCAGAGUUCAACCUCCUGAAGCAGGUCAACCACCCGCAAGUCAUCAAGCUGUAUGGGGCCUGCAGCCAGGACGGGCCACUGCUCCUCAUCGUGGAGUAUGCCAAGUACGGCUCUCUGCGGGGCUUCCUCCGAGAGAGCCGCAAGGCGGGGCCUGGCUACGUGGGCAGCGGGGGCAGCCGCAACUCCAGUUACCUGGACAACCCGGAGGAGCGGGCCCUGACCAUGGGCGACCUCAUCUCCUUUGCCUGGCAGAUUUCACGAGGGAUGCAAUACCUGGCUGAGAUGAAGCUUGUCCAUCGGGACUUGGCAGCCAGAAACGUCCUGGUAGCUGAGGGCCGCAGGAUGAAGAUCUCAGAUUUUGGUCUGUCCCGAGAUGUUUAUGAAGAGGAUUCCUAUGUGAAGAGGAGCAAGGGUCGGAUCCCAGUUAAGUGGAUGGCCAUUGAGUCCCUCUUCGAUCAUAUCUAUACCACCCAGAGUGAUGUGUGGUCCUUUGGCGUCCUGCUGUGGGAGAUUGUGACCCUGGGCGGCAACCCUUACCCUGGGAUUCCUCCAGAGCGGCUCUUCAACCUUCUGAAGACAGGCUACCGGAUGGAGAGGCCGGACAACUGCAGCGAGGAGAUGUACAAUCUGAUGCUGCAGUGCUGGAAGCAGGAACCAGACAAGAGGCCAGUGUUUGCCGACAUCAGCAAAGACCUGGAUAAGAUGAUGGUUAAGAGCAGAGACUACCUGGACCUGGCCGCGUCCACCCCAUCUGACUCCCUGCUGUAUGACGACGGCCUGUCAGAGGAGGAGACGCCCCUGGUGGACUGUAAUAACGCUCCCCUCCCUCGCACCCUCCCCUCCACGUGGAUUGAAAACAAACUCUAUGGCAUGUCAGACCCGAACUGGCCUGAAGAGAGUCCUGUACCACUCACGAGAGCCGCUGGCACCAACAUUGGGUGUCCGAGAUAUGCAAAUGAUAGUGUUUAUGCUAACUGGAUGGUUUCACCCUCAGCGGCACAAUUAAUGGACGCGUUUGAUAGUUAACAUUUGUUUGUGAAAAGUAAUGGACUCGCGAGGGGAAGAAACAUGCUGAGAACAGAAGGUCUGCCGGCCCCUACUUGCACAUUUCACACUGGCUGGCGGGCUUGCCACCCAGCAGAUGUAGCGCGCUGGACGGUGCAGGUGUUCCUUCUUCUUCAGCCCUCGGCAGCGCCCAGCCGGUGCGUCCGUGGGCAUCACGCACUCCGCGCUCACACGUAUGGGUCCCUCACUCACUACCUGAACUGUUUGAUUUUUUUCUGGUUGCCUCCAAACAAGGCCACAUGAUUUAAACAUGAAGCACACACACCAAAAAAGGCAGCAGGGGAAAAAAAACCUGGCCCAGACGACCUGUUCUUGUUCAGAACAAGAGCCCGGCCAGGCCGCAUAGGGAUGUCAGAGCCCAACCAGGGCUAGAGGGGAAGAGACUUCUGGACAGGCCUCACUGCAACCUUCAAUAUCCUGUUGUUUUUUUUUUUUAAUCAUGUAACCUUUUCUUAGGAAGACAUUUGAUUCUUAUUAUGAUUAAAAUGAUCCUUAGGUUUAGCACAAUGGAGAGACAUGAUGCCACAUUUAGUAUGUAGGUAGGUGGUGUGAGGGGAGGGGGCUUUUAGGACACAUUUGUCCACCUGGCUGAGAGAUCACACCCCUGUGAUGAGAAGUGUAUGGAGGAGGGGGCCUUGGAGUGGAAUGGACUCAUAUCCAAGGAUUGCUGACCACAGAGACUUGGCUGCCGCGAACUCCCCAGCCUCCCCCACCACAGCCUUCAGUACCCACCCAUCCAGUGCCCCAAAGUGGCAGGGGCUCAUCUCACACGUUCGUAGUUGGGACUUGUGCUCAGUCUCAGCUAGUUAGGUUAGAAGUAGGGUCAACAAAUGACCAAGGACUGUGACACCUCUGAUGACAAUUCUGAUGGGGAAACGACAGUGUUUUGGCUCUUAUAGAGCUUGUGUGGAAAGGUACAUGUGUCCAUUCUUCCUGUGUUUGUAACGCAAUGCUGCCAUGGCAAGACAUUUUUGUUCUUAGGUUCUGACCAUGACUCAUAAGCUUCUUGUCAUUCUUCACUGCUUGUUUGUGGUCACAGACACUCGGCACUCCUCCCAUCCUGCGGGGGUAGCUUUCGGGAAGUCCCGGGGGCUCUUCUUUCUGUCCCAUCGCUAUCACUUGGCAGGAGAGGGUUGGUUGCCAAAACACUGCCUGGUCUUCAAACUUAAAGCACUGUGAAAGAACUUAACAAUGUCUCAUGAAAAUGCUGGAUUUUAUAGCCAUUUCACCAAAGUGGUAAAGUGGUAAGAUUAUGGCAUUUUUGAGGCCAAGAAGGCUUGGAUGAGUUAUGUGGAGGAGCUGUAUGUGUGUGUGUGUGUGUGUGUGUGUGUGUGUGCACACGCGUGUGUGUGUGCACACACCUAGGGAGAGCACUGGAAAAACACUUAACUGCAGAUGCAACAUGGCUUUAGUUUGGGCCAUUGUUCAGACACACUGUGAUAAGUACUUUUACAGGUAUCUAGUCAUGGUAGUAAACUUGUAGGUUUCAGAUGUGCUUAAUGAUCAUCUUGUUAAAUGCAGAAGGAGGGAGAAACUUUCUCAAGUUACUAAAAAUGCCUCCUCAGUGUGAGAGGCUGUAGCAGUUCGUCCUCAGCACAGGGAGAACUCCAAGUCUAACUGGCUGACCCAGUGGUGGGGAGUUAACCCUUGACUCAUAACCUAAUUGUCUGUUCCUGAGUUAUCCAGGUAUUCAUCAUACUUGUUAGUCUCUCAGACACUUUUCAUAUGCAUAUACACAGAAGUUACUAAGUAUUUAAGUAUUACUGAGUAUUAAGUAACAAUCUGUUUUAAAAUUUGUUAAAUCUAUUUAUGAAAGGUUAUUAAAUCAACCCGUGUCAAUUUGCUUUUGUAGUCAAGGUGACUAAGAAAAUCAUUUCAGUUAUGUAAAUAAAAUCAUGUAUUGUACAAUGUGUAAACUUCUUUUCUCUUGUUAACUUUCUGGUUGGAAACAUUAGGUUUCUGAUUUUAAAGUUUCCAUAUAAGGAGUAAGAUGUCACAAGGGCAUCUAUUGUGGUGACCACUGGGGAAGUAAGACUGAUCAAAGGACUGUGGGGCCACUUGGUGAUGUUGUUGACUUGCCUUGUAUAAUAUGUACACAAACAGCCGCAUUUAUAGUAAUUGUGAAAACUAAGCCUGUUCUGCCACUCAAAGGAUUCCUUCCCUAAAACAGAGCAGCAGCCAAUGUCGAGUUCAGGUAUUUGCUCUUCUCUAGCAAUUUGCUGUUUGUUUCUUGAAGCUGGAGUUGGACCCUUGUGAGAGAGACUGUAAAAUGCAUUGUCAUGACUGAAGGUCUGCUGGAGGAAAAACUUUGCCCUGAACCUCUAUGAAAUCUAAAAUACUAAAUGCUUCUGUUUAUGACUUCCCGUUGGGUUAUGCAGGAAUGCUAUGAGCUCCUCAGAAACCUGGCAAAGAGCAGAUGGUGGGUCAGUAGGGAAACACAAGUUAAGUUAUUAGCAACAUAAGUGUGAUUUGCGGUUACAUUGUGCACUGGACACUGAGGGCCUUGGGUGCACACGUGUACACACAGGUGCGUGAGACACCCAGGGGCUGCCCCAGGCCCACGGUGCUCCAGAUCCUGGCCCUCAGUGCCUCCUUCCAUCUAGACCUCAGGGAUGGGAAGCGAAUAUAAUUUCUAGACCCAGUUGUUUGCCUCUGAAUGUUUAGAAACCCGUGUUGAAAAAAGCUAAUACUAAAAUACGAAAAACUCCUUUUUCAAGCAGAGAAACAUUCCAUAAGUAAUGUGUGUGUCUACAUGUGGUUUGUUUUUCUGAAAAGGCACAUUCUCCACCAGGCUCCACACAGGAUAGCUUAGCCACAAGGUCAGCUUAUUUGGCUAGAAAUGUAGUUGAAUAUUGGAGGAGGGAACGGUUACCUGUUCCAGUAUUCUUGCCUGGAAAAUUCCAUGGACAGAGGAGCCUGGUGGGCUACAGGCCAUGGGGUCACAAAAGAGUCAGACACAACUAAGCAACUGAGCAGGUAUACAUAUAUAUAGUCAGUAGGGAAACACAAGAAUAUAAUGCCUGAGAACGUCUUGGACAAACACUUAGCAUAAAAGGGAAAGCAGAGUUUCCCCCACUAGAAACAGAGCAUUUUUCCAGGCAGAGGAGUGGCGAUUUCCCUCUUCUCCUUUGAGCAUGUUUAUAUAUGGGGUAUUUGGAUGGUGGUAUAUAGGGUGAUCCUAGAAAGUGUGGAAGAAAUCCUUACCUCUCUGUCCCUGGAAAGAUGCAGUAAGAGUGGGUCUGAAGGGCAUGUGCCACAGUGGGGGCACACCCUCCCUUCCACGUGAUUUUGCACGUGGUGCUUACCCUCUGGGUGGGCCUCUACGUCCAGAAAGCACCAUCCACUCAGGUUGCCUGCCCCACUCCGUCCGUUCUCCACGGCCACAACCAUGGCAGGCUCACUAGAACUUUAUAGGAACUUCCCUGGCAGUCCAGUGGUUAAGACUCUGUGCUUCCACGGCAGGGGUUAUGAGUUCAAUCCCUGGUCAGAGAACUAAGAUCCCCACAUGUCACCCAGCACAGCCAAGGGUUUUUUUUUUUUGUUUUUGUUUUUUUAAUAAUUAAAAGAACUUUGUAGAGUUUCCCACUUCUUUAGGGAGCUGGGAUUCACAUGAAUAAUUCUUGGCUGAGAUCAGGAGAAACCAGAACCUGUAUGUAGAGAGUUUUUCAGUGUGGAGUAUGGUGCUGUGCCUCCAGAAGAGGCUGGAUGGGUGGCUGUGUUAACUAACAGCUGGGAGGAUAAGCUUCACUCCCGGAAUUAAAGAGGCAUGUAUGUGAAUGCUUGAAAGAAAUCCUGGUUAAUCUGUGCACCUCAGGUUUCAAUUGCUGUGCCAAGUGACGAGAUAUUUUUGCAGAUGUUUCUGGAAUGUGCUAAGUCACAGGACCUGGCGAAUGGCGAUCUCUCAGAGGACCUGUGACAGGGAGGCCGUCUCGCUGUGUCAGCUUCAGGGACAUUACUGUCACAGGAACUGGGCCAGGCACAUGGAGGGAGCUGCGACCAGAGACCACGCCAAUCACUGUGACCUCAGGACUUCUGUACCACCCCAGGAGAGACCAUGAUCUUGCAUCCUUUCAGAUGACACCGUGCAGUUCAAGUUCAAAACUGGUGUGGGCAGGUGAGAAAAAUCAACACCCAUGGAUUGUAUCUGACUGUGUAGAUCAGGUUUUUUUAUUCUGGAUAUCAUGGUAACAGUAUAGGAAAAAUGCAUUAUUUCUCAUGUCUGCAAGUAGUCUUCACUGCUGAAGGAAGCAAUUUUUUAAGCUACAGCCAAAUUCAUUUUGGUACUUUUUAUGGAAAUCUUGAUUUUGUUUUUACUUUUUUAUAACCUUUUGCAAAAGGUAUUAACAAGCAAA
This is a messenger RNA of Bubalus bubalis (water buffalo), 7982 nucleotides long. It is a transcript of the gene RET, whose product is annotated as ret proto-oncogene. NCBI's taxonomy places the organism in Eukaryota, Metazoa, Chordata, Mammalia, Artiodactyla, Bovidae. The record is from RefSeq and is a predicted model, not a curated record. Gene Ontology annotation, molecular function: ATP binding; transmembrane receptor protein tyrosine kinase activity; calcium ion binding. Gene Ontology annotation, cellular component: axon; membrane; signaling receptor complex. The coding region runs from base 247 to 3591 and encodes 1114 amino acids. The transcript has 21 exons. Gene Ontology annotation, biological process: positive regulation of kinase activity; cell surface receptor protein tyrosine kinase signaling pathway; homophilic cell-cell adhesion.